Molecule: messenger RNA, 4546 nt
Organism: Diachasmimorpha longicaudata
Lineage: Eukaryota; Metazoa; Arthropoda; Insecta; Hymenoptera; Braconidae
Gene: yem
Product: yemanuclein
Exons: 10
Coding region: 404-3415 (1003 amino acids)
Biological process (GO): chromatin organization
Cellular component (GO): nucleus
Source: RefSeq, a predicted model, not a curated record
UCUCUCACUCGUAAAUCUAGCUCUACCGAGUAUUCAAGUGUUUCUCAUCCUGAAUCAGCAACUUCAGGGUAUUGACAAUUACCAGCGGCACGACGAAUACACCACGUACCCCCUCCCCUGAGAAAUUUGUAGAGAAUAACUCAGGGGGAGCAGUAGCGCACUCUAAAAACAGUGAAGCUGAGAAGGUACGAAAAAGAUAGUGAAACGAGGUGCCGAGGAAACAGUGGGUAAGAAGUUUAAUAUCCCAAUGGUGUCCAUGUCGGUGUCGUGUUCAAAAAGGACCACGUUGUCCCAGUGUAAUUGUAUCAUUUGGUCAUAAAUUUCCGGACAUUUAAUGAUCAAGUUGUACGAAUAUUUUUAAUGUGAACAAUAAAAGUUUUAUCAGUGAUUGUGCUUAUGUAUAAUGUCGGAAUUAAAACGUGUCGCACCACAGACCCUCGAGUUAUCUAGUACCCUGAGCAAUGCAACUAAAAAGGAGAAGGGUGAGAAGGGCAAACGUCUCGCGCCCUCAUUUCGUUUUGAGCUGUUACUCGAUGAUAAAAAUGAAGGUGGAUAUUCGGAAUUCACUUAUGCACAUUUACUUAAGGCUGCUGAGAAGAAGAGGAAUAAAGAGGCCAAAAGUGCGGAGGAGAACCCUGCAAAUGGGCUAGCACCGUUCGACGAAGAUGAUGAUGAUGAGAAACUACGAGAAAUUGCCAGACGAUUUGAAACUAAAUACGGAGGCAAUACAGUUGGGAAAAAUCGCAAGAAGUACGACGAUGAUGUAGACCUAGGAGCAGGAUACGACGAAAAUGACUCAUUUAUCGAUAAUACUGACGCGUACGAUGAGGUCGUUCCAGCGGACGUCACCACAGCCUAUGGAGGAUUCUACAUCAACAGCGGACCCCUCGAAUUCAGUGUUAAAGCAGCCGAACGUGAUUCCCUCAUGCAUCGCAACAAUAAUAACAACAACGAGAAUGAUACUAGUGAAAGUAGUGAGGACGAGGUUGAAAACAGUAAUAGUUCAGUGUCGAAAAGAAGGGGCACCCGUAGUCUCAGUUCAUCGGAUGAGGAUGAUACAGAGGAGAAUGCCAGCGAACCUCCCUCGAAGAAAUCUAAAAUGGACGAGAACGGCGAAAAGAAGUCCAACCACGAGGGUGUUCCCAAGAAGAGAAAAAAGCUCAUUUCAGAUCAAGAAGGAGAGUACAAUAGAUUAAAAAAUCCAGUCGAGGAUAAACGUGAGAUGAUGGAGAUCGAUCGAGUGCCAAACGAUAAUCAAGAAGACCGAAAAAAAUCAAAGGGUGAUGUAUCGAAAAAGGACAAGAAAUUCGAUCUGAAAAAAUUCGAAAAAAAAUCAACGACCAAUGGUCUUGACGAGAAGAAACCCCUGGACGUGAAGAAACCCGAUGGAAAAGCAGCGAACAUCGAUGACGCCAUUGAGAGUGUCGUUAAUGAUGGAAAAAUUGAUGACGAAUCAAGUCGUGACACAUUGGAUUCUAACAAGUCACGUUGUGGAGCAGCUGGUACAUCUUCGGAUGGCGAGGACAACGAUAAAACUGAGCUGCCUCUUCUGGAUCAACUACCAGAGGAGGUCAAGGAGAUUAUUAGUAAAUUGAAGAAGCAUGUGCUCAGCAACAAAGAGGGUAAAACGAAGAUCUUUGAUACCAAUGUCAAUUCCAUCUUACUUCGACUUGAAAAGAAAUUGAAGGGGUUGGAUUCUUCGUCAGCUCGAUCCCAGGUCUACAGUCAUAUAUCAGAUUUUAUGGGAGUGGGUAAAGUGACGAUAAUCAAUCGUGCCAAGAAACUGUGCGUUCAGGAUGCUGAAAAUCGUGUUAAUGGACCCAUUGAGAGGUUAAAAGAGAUAAUCAAGGAGACCAUACCGAUGGUUGAGGAAAAGUAUAAUAUGGAAUCCCAGAGGAUGGCCGAGGAGAACCCUCAUAUAUUCUGGAAUAUUUAUCGGUACUGUGGAAGGUUUCCAGCUUCGGUAUCAGAUGCUGACAGUAGCGACGGAGAUGAGAAAUCCUUGGACAAAUCAAAAUGUCCGACUAAACGAUACCCUUGGUCUUCAGAAGCGAGAAAAUUGGUGUAUGAAAUUGCGACUAUAUGGCGACACUAUUAUGCUAUUCGAAAACCGAGGAAAGAGAGUGUAGAGACAUUUGUAUCCUCUUUCCUGGAGACCAAGGUCUUGCCUCUGUGGCCAGCUGGGUGGAUGAGAUUGAAUAUUUUAUUGAAAUAUUCAAAGCCUGAGGCAUCCGCCAAGAGAAAACCGAAAAAACAACGGGACUCAACCGUCCCAAAUAAUCAGUCAUCCCCAGCAAUAUCAAACUGCCCUGUAUCAUCGGAAAUGACAAAUGCAAAUACAACCGUGACACCCACAAUCCAAGAGCGAGCCAAGACUCCACCGUCUUUUACCGAUACUUUUUCAGCAACUAAUAAUACAUUUGGUCUGCCAACGCAUUCCUCAAAGCCCUCAGAGCUCAUAAUUGAGAAGAAACCGGCGACAAAGUACAAGGAAAAGCACAAAGAAACGUCAAAAUCUAGUCAAUUGGAUAAUCCAAGCGCCCUCCAGCCCCUGGCGAAGAUAUCAGUUGUCCCGACCUCGCAAUUGAUGGCACAAAAGCCGAAAAAUCAUCCAGACAAAUUCAAUCCCCUUGAUCUAACAAGUAGCUCACUGUCAAUAACUCCCGUAAACGACUACCUAAAGUCCGGUAAAUCCCACACAGAAAUGAAGAAAGAUGUUGUAUCGAUAACACCGUAUUCCGAGUCUCCAACAGCAAUCAGUGUGAUCACCGAGCCAUCUCAUUCAGUGAAAUCAGAUUCAAUGUCUUACUCAAUGUCAAAUCAAAAUUCUAGCUCGAAACCGGUGUCCCUGAAACAAAGGAUAUUGCAGGACAAUCCAGAUACGAAGAUAGAGAAGCGCUUUGACGAGCGUGAUUCUGAUCCUUACAAAAUCGAACACAAAGAGAAGAAACGAGACAGAUGGUCGGAGGAGAAGCACAAGUCUCACGAUUCCAAGAAACGCCGUAAAGAGCACAAGUCUAUGGAGCAGAAUCAAUCGUUAAUGCAUCCGAAGGCCGAUAUAUCGAGUGUUAUACAAUCGCCAAUGCUCUCGAAAGAGGAACAGGAACAGAGACAGAUCGAGGAGACGAUGGCUGCCACUCAUUAUCUCAGUCAGAUCAUCAACGACGAUUCAGCUCGUUCGACCAACGAUAAACGAAAAGAAACGGGGGUUAUGGGUGAGGAUGCUAUCAUUGGUAUUGUUCAAUCGAGCGAUGAACAGGAAAAAGACGUUCAAAUGGUAAUGCGAUCACUGAAGGAGCUCCAGGAAUUGCAAUUGCCUAAAACGAGCAGUCAGUAUGGUUAUACUGAUGAUUAUCAUCGAAUCUAUCCAAAGAAAGAUGAAAAACUUAGACUUUCCAAGGAGGAUCAAUGGUAGUUACAAUAAAGUGCAAGAGAUGCUUCCAUUUAUUUUAAUAGAAACGAGUCGUUCAUUGGGUGAAAGAGAAGCCUUGUUUCAGUUUGUCCGGGGUGUCCAUUAAUCAUGUGACGAUGCGAUUUUACGCAAUCUCCCGAGGAAUGUUGUCACAUGAGUUUGUUUAUGAGAAUAAAUUGACGAAGAGUGAUCACGGGAAGGGGCAAAGAGUCAUAGAGAUGGCCUUAGGGAUGUCUAAGGCUGAUUAUUUAUCUAAAAAACCUCUAGAAAAAAUAAACUGCCUUUGAAUUUUGGAAAUAAAACUAGAAGUGAAAUUUUCCAUAUUACGACAGCGUAAGUGAAAAUAAAUACAUGGGAUAUUGCCUCUCUCCUGGACGUUCACAUGCUUGAUGGACACCUCUUGUUGAUGUGACCGUGACUGAUUAUAUAAAAUUUAUAGCGAUCAGAUACUUUCCAAUUUAAGUUAUAGAGAAAUUGUCGCGUAUUUUCUCAAUCAAAUUGAAGAGAGUGUACAUAAGUGCAUUGACGAAUGUGUAAUGCGUAUCCCAUAUUUCAUGUACAGUACUUAUAAAUGAUGAAUUUAUAUAUUAUACAGGUGAAAAUCGACAUUUCUGUACGAUAUGUUUGUGUAUAACGCAGUGACAAGUGCUCGUAGAAAUUUCAAUUUGAUUUUUCUUUAGUCAAGCGAACAAAAAUCAUUUUUUUAAUAGCUCUGCAUCACGAAUUGUCCAUAUUAAUGAUUUUUAUCCAUGUUAACGAUUUCUCUUCUUCUCCUAGUUUUAGGAAAGAUUGAAGGUAGCUACUUGUUUUUGUAGGCAGCAUUACGUGUCUUUAGAGUAAAUUAUUACUGAAUAGAUAUAAUUUUCGUAUUAAUAUUUGAUGAAGAGAAUUUUAAUUUUUACAUGUAUGUAAAGUGAUAAGUCCCUCGGAAAUUUGUCUUUCCGAAUGAAGUUUAGAAGUUGAAAACCAUUAAUUGUACAAUUUAUAUAAAUAACAAUUCUUCUGAGCCUUUUUUUCACGUUGCGUUUGAUAAUAGAGGAAGAACAGAAAAUUGUAAUUACAGAAUUGGAUGGUAAACUUAAUGUAAAUUUUCAACGUCAAUGAUAUUCCAUUGAGGAUUUAAAAUAUAAGUUU